AGGCCUCCAUCUCCUUGUGGCAGGAUUACGGCAGCUGUAACAAUGCUCUCGUGUUUACCAACAGCCGCCCCGUCACCCCCACGAUAACGUCACGGGAACGAGGCUGCCCGCCAAUAGAGCACGGAUAUACACUACUUAUCUCUGAUAAAGACCCCCAGGAAAAACACCAAAAAGGGAAAUUGAGUGUUGAUAUUGUAGCGACUCGGAGAUCUUUGACAUAGGUUCCGGUCGUAGAUGGAUGUGCAACGUAUGAAUGACUAAGGAACGAAGCAUUUCAAGUGUAGUACACAAGAGAUGUGAGAAUUAGAAGGGGGAUGAUCUAACGGCGCCCGUGGAUAUCGCUCUUCCUUCCUCCUAUUCUGUAGAACACUUUCCAAGCAUGAGGCAGAAAAUACAACACACUAACGCCACGCUAAAUUCUUCCUGUACAUCAACACUCCACGGGAACGAGUGUCCAACGAGAAUCUAGCAUGGAUCUGGCAGCCGUGGGGUUUGUCCUGAUGGCGUGCCUGGCCGUGCAGUGUCCGGCCGAGACCAGUGGGAAGGAGGUUCGAAUCGAGGGGAAGUUCAUGCUGGGCGCCCUGUUCCCGAUACACUACUCGAAGGACCAAGUCUGCACAGCGGAAAUCAACGAGCAGGAUGGGAUACAGAUUCUGGAGGCCACAGUGUUCGCUCUAAGAAAAGUGAAUGACGAACUGAAGAAGAAAAGUCUCUCUAUAGGGUUGAUAGCUAGGGACUCCUGUUACGAAACAAAUGUAGCGUUGCAGCAUGCACUAGAGUUCGCAGAGAGGCGAUAUAACUCUCGGUCUUUCAGAUAUGAUAACUGUACGUGUACGUCAUCAGUUGCAAACAACGUCAUUGGUGUGAUCGGGCCGCCAAGAAGUAAGGAGACGGUACCUGUGGCAAAUCUCCUCAACCUGUUUCAAGUUCCGCAGAUAAGCUAUUUUGCCACAACCCCUGAACUGAGUGACAAUGUGAAAUACAAGUACUUCAAGAGGACCGUGCCCUCGGACAUGUACCAGGCGAGGGCCCUGGUCAGUAUUCUCAGUUCCCUUGGCUGGGAAUUCAUCAGUAUCAUAUACGAGGACAGUAACUACGGGAUCGAGGGCUACACACAUAUCAUGGAGGCCGCGGAGGAUGCCGGGAUAUGUUUUGGUUACGACAAGAGAGUGAGGGAAACAGACAGUGAUGAAGAAAUGGAGGAAGUAGUGGACGAUCUGAUGAAGAAGGAAAACACGAACGGAAAAGUCUUAGCCGUGCUAUUUAUGCAAUACGCUAUGGCUUACCGCAUCAUGGGGUUAGUGAAUACUAUCCAUGGCACCAAAAACGUCAUCUGGAUAGGUGGCGACGCCUGGAUAGGGAGAGAGCCCCCUAGCGGAUUUGAAAACGUCAUCAAUGGCGCCAUCGGGAUCAGUCCAAAGACAAAAAAAUACCCAGGGUUCGCCGAGUACUUCAAAGAACAGACCAUAAACAACCCCCACAACCCCUGGUUUGGAGAAUACCUGAUGCAGCGGUAUAACUGUUCGACGUCCAAGAAAUCCAGCUGUUCUAAUUCCAAGAUGAACGAUUUCAAGGAGCUACUGACUGCUUACAAUGUCCGUAACGCAGUGUACGCAUUCGGUGACGCCAUAGAUCAGAUCCACACCUCGCUCUGUGGAGGCGGACUUACGGGAGUGUGUGAUUCAAUGAAGACCAAUCUCACAGGGGAGCUACUACUCCAGUUCUUGGCAAACGUCUCAAAUCCAUACCAAUCCAAGUUUAGUUUUGUGGAAGGCAGGGACGGGCCGGUACAAUACAGUGUUCUACAGUACCAGACACGGCAGUGGACAGAGACGGGAACAUACAACGAGGACAAUCUAGACUGGAAUUCUGGUAACAGACCGGAACAGGAAACGUCAGUCUGUUCCUUACCGUGUAAACACGGCGAUUUCCGGAGUCGAAGCGACACCUGUUGCUGGGACUGUAAGCCGUGCCCGUACACGGACAUCGUAAACGAGACGGACCCCUACAACUGCCAGGCCUGCGGGACCGGAUGGACACCCGGUCUAUUACAGAACGCAUGCGUAGCCAUCCCCGUCAAGCACCUUGAGUAUGACAAUCCCUACGUCAUUUUGAUCUUUGUGCUGUCGUCAGUGGGAAUCGUGCUGUGCUCCAUUGUAUCCGUCGUUUUCGUGUUCAAGCGGUCUACCCCCAUAGUGAAGGCUACAGGGUUCGAAACCAGUCUGGUACUGUUAGUAGGUAUACUCCUGUCCUAUAUUUCCCCCUUUAUACUGGUCAGCGAACCUUCCACUGCAUCCUGUGCUUUCUUCAGAAUAUUCCUUGGUCUCAGUUACACCAUGGCCUACUCGUCCAUUCUGUCCAAACUGAUGGUCUAUAAUCGAGCGUUUGAUUUACAAUCUUCAAUCAAGAAUAAAACUAUUCAGGGACAACCGUUACUUCACAGGAACAUUUGUACGAUGAAGACGGCCCUUGUGAUGACUUUGACUCUUUCAGCUCUACAUCUUUUCGCCAUUGUGUUUUGGAUUAUCGGCGAUACCCCGGUCACUGUCGUCUCCUACUCCAUUACACGUGAGUCAGCCAUUGGAAACAGGUCGUGUAUCGAUCUAAGAAACUUCAGUUACUUUGUUAGCCUGGGGUGGUCAUUUCUGUUAAUGAUAGCGUGUUUAGUUUUUGCCUUAAAGACGCGGAAACUGCCGGACGGGAUGAACGACUCGCACGAGAUUAUGUACUGUUCCUUUACCUCGUUCAUCCUGUGGAUUACGUUCAUUCCUCUAUACGCCUUCUCCGAUAACAAGGUCGUCAAGGUGAUGUCCCUUUCCAUCGCGCUGGUCGUCCACGGGACGUUGUGUCUGCUGUGUUUGUUUGUGACGAAGAUUUACAUCGUAGUGUUCCGCCCCGAGAAAAACAACAAGGAACGGGUAAUGCGCACCACACCGACCCGCAGCCGGAACUCGUUCAGUGGAAGUCCUCACGGCAGCCAUGCCGGCGACAAAAGAUUCUCAUUGGCCUUGACUUUGGAAGAUAAAACUUCAACCAAUGCUUCCAGAAAGCCAUCUACUGCAUGUGACGACACAGAGGAGGAGGGAGAGGACUACUCGGCGACGACGGGGACACUGCCGUUCAAGAACACCGUGAUGAUUGACAGGUCCGAGAAGUUCUCCGAGGAGGCGCAGGCCGUGCUGGACUGUCACGUGACCAGUGUAAACAGUGGCGACAAACUUCUAGGGAACAAAGACGACCAGGAUAGCACAGGCCUCGGUGAUACAAUGAGGACGACUAGAGUCAAUGGAAAUAUUCCCAAUCAUGAAAAGUGUGAUGAAGAUGAAUUAUCUCCAAAAGACGCACGUAAAAUAUCAAACCUCCAGGGAAGUAUAGGCUUCAAGACCCAAGGGGAGUUAAGAUGGCACUCUUCAAGAAAAUCAAAUAAAAAGAACGCCAGUUCUGAGAACAUUAUCGAAGAGGAGAAGCAGCAGACAGAGUCGAGAAGGCUGUCCCAGUCUCUACCGGAAGUGAACCUUCAGAACGUUUGCUGACAUAAGCGACCAUGUUAUGGAGACAUACGAUCAACACCUGUGAAAUACUCUUUUAUUAAUUGUUAUUUAAUAUUUGUUGUCUUUGAAUAAAGUUUAAUUCUGCAAAUUUUUACAAAAUUUUCCUUCGUCAAAA
Messenger RNA from Magallana angulata, 3666 nucleotides. RefSeq names its product metabotropic glutamate receptor 6-like. The coding region runs from base 471 to 3533 and encodes 1020 amino acids. Gene Ontology annotation, cellular component: membrane. Gene Ontology annotation, biological process: G protein-coupled glutamate receptor signaling pathway; regulation of synaptic transmission, glutamatergic. The transcript has 11 exons. Lineage: Eukaryota; Metazoa; Mollusca; Bivalvia; Ostreida; Ostreidae. Gene Ontology annotation, molecular function: adenylate cyclase inhibiting G protein-coupled glutamate receptor activity. The record is from RefSeq and is a predicted model, not a curated record.